AUGCCCGGGCCCGGGCGUGAGGAGGAGCCGCGCCAAGAGCACCUGGCUGGCUUCCCACACGUCUUUGUGUUGCGCCAAGGCAGCUGCCGCUCCCUGCCUCCCCCGCGGCUCCCCGCCUUCCUCCCGCAGGCUCGCCCAGAGACAGGCAGCCCGCCGGGUGGGGUGGUCUCAUGCAUGUUGCAGCAGCCGGGGGGGGUGUACGUGCAGCUGCUGGGUGAAGAUCCCCUUCCCGUGUCCGGUGCUAGCGAUCGACUUGGGAAAAUCCGUUUCUCGCUCGGCGUAGCGGAGGGUGAAACCAGGGCUCAAGGGGGAGGAGCCAAGCAGACCAUGCGGCUCUCACCUGCCACAAACAACUUCGAAGGAAGCAAACUUCGGCAAGGGGGCACUUUGCGUGCAUUCAGGAGUUUUUCCCCUUCUGAUAUGAAGAGGCAGACAGCUGAAAGCAUCUUCAGAGACUUCUGCGGGCUGCGACACAACCGAUCGGCAACGUCGAUGGCAAGAGUAGCGGGCGGCGUCAACAGUCUGGAGCCGGGGGGGUGGCCGUGGCAGGCAAGUCUGCAGCGGAAUAACAUCCACCGUUGCGGCGCCACCUUGAUCAGCAACACGUGGCUGGUCUCUGCAGCACACUGCUUCAAAGAGGCAAGGGAGCCACAAAAAUGGACUGUCAGCUUUGGAACCUAUUUAAACCCUCCUUUGAUGGUACGGUUCGUGAAGAGCAUUAUUGUUCAUGAGAAGUACCGUUAUCCAGCCUAUGAACACGACAUUGCUGUUGUGAAGCUGGCUCAACGGGUGGAGUUCACAAGGGCCGUUCACCACGUUUGCCUUCCCGAUGCAACGGAGGUGUUCCCAUAUAAGAUCGAUGCUGUUGUGACAGGAUGGGGAGCACUUAGUAAUGACGGUGAAACCCCUAAUGUUCUUCAACAAGCAACAGUGGAGCUUAUCGACUCAGAGACGUGCAACCAAAAAGAAGUGUACAAUGGGGCUAUAACACCUGGAAUGCUGUGUGCCGGGUACCUGGAAGGAGGAGUAGAUUCCUGUCAGGGUGACUCUGGUGGGCCACUGGUGACGCCUGACACAAGAGGCAUGUGGUACCUUGUCGGCAUAGUCAGCUGGGGGGAUGAAUGUGCCAAACCCAACAAGCCAGGAGUCUACACGCGGGUGACCUACUAUCGAGACUGGAUUGCUGCCCAUACAGGGCUCUGA
Molecule: messenger RNA, 1203 nt
Organism: Gekko japonicus
Lineage: Eukaryota; Metazoa; Chordata; Lepidosauria; Squamata; Gekkonidae
Product: transmembrane protease serine 11E-like
Exons: 6
Coding region: 1-1203 (400 amino acids)
Biological process (GO): proteolysis
Molecular function (GO): serine-type endopeptidase activity
Source: RefSeq, a predicted model, not a curated record